GCGGCAGGCGCGAGUCCGUUUCUUCUCGUCUCGGCCAUACGCGUCGGAGCACCAUUCGUAGCUUAACCCGAUCCAUCCCCAAGAGAAGGGAGAAGAGCAGGAAGGAGCGGAGAGAGAGAGAGAGGGAGGACCCGAAGAAGAAUCUCUUUGUUUGGCUCAUCGAUCGCUGCAACUUUCCAAGAAUUGUCAGCCCGAUUCAUUACUACGAUUGCUCGCCCCGAUCUCCCUUCCAUCGCCUCGCCCCUCCUCCGCUGCGGGGAGGCAAAUCGAAGAAAGAAAAAGUAUUCCAGAGAAGUUGCGUCCCUUAUCGCCAUUCACUAUGCCACCUGAAGUUUCUUCGCAGUGGCGAGAGAAAGCGUCCGGCUUCUUCUCUUCCUCUGGAGUGAGGCUUAAGCAAGCUGGGCAGUCUGCUGGCAGCAUAGCCAAGAACGCAGGGGGAAAUGUUGCAGAUGCGGCCGGGAAGUUUGGGUCGCUGGUGAAGAACCGAUGGGCUCUCAUGCAGCAAUCCAGGGAGCAGCAGAACCCUGUUGCAUCCGGAGAGAGUAUCCAGGAGCGCUUCCGUUAUGCUGCUACUUCCACUGGGGCCCUUCUGAAGAAGGGCAUAACAGAGACUAAAGAAAAGGUUGCAGUGGGAAAGUUGAAGGUUGAAGAGGCAGCAAAGAAGACCGCAGAUAAAAGUAAGAACAUUCUAAACAAUAUUGAACGUUGGCAAAAGGGAGUUGCAAGCACUGAUGUAUUUGGGGUGCCAAUAGAGGUUCUUGUGCAACAGCAACAAUCUACAAGGCCUGUUCCUCAAAUAUUGGUCAGAUGUGCAGAAAAUCUCAUUAUAUCAGGAUUGAACUCAGAGAAUUUGUUUAAAACUGAAGGAGAUAGAAAAGUUAUUCGUCAGUUGAUUGCACUUUACAAUCAAGACUGGAAUGGAUCAAUACCAGAGGGUGUAAGCCCCAUUGAUGUGGCUGCUUUAGUUAAGUGCUAUCUUGCCAGCCUCCCAGAGCCGCUGACUACAUUUGCUUUAUAUCAUGAGAUUAGAAAUGCAAGAAGUAGCAUCUCUGAGUUGAGAGACAGUUUGAAGAAGCUUCCAAAUGUGAAUUUCAUGACCCUAGAGUUUGUUACUGCUCUGCUGCUCCAAGUGAGCCAGAAGUCAUUGCUUAACAAGAUGGAUGCUCAUAGCCUGUCUGUGGAACUCGCACCUGUGAUUAUGCGGCAGCAAGGGGAUCCAAGAGCAGAUUUCUACAGUCAUUUUUACUACACAUCAAAAGAUCCUUCAGGAACCAUGGAUCAGACCUUGAACCACAAUAGUUGGGUUGACUAUUUGGAUGAGGAUGAGGACGCUGAUGCAUCUUCUCAAAUCCCCCUAGAUGAUGAUUUGCCACCUGAUUAUGGUGCCAUUGAAGUGAUCCAGUGCCUCAUUGAACAUCACAAUGCCGUUUUCACAGAUGCAAAUGAAACAAUAUGGAGAUGAUCCAGUUUGGAUAUUGCUAGGUUUGUGAGAGUUUUAUAUGUGAAGCCUAGUCCAAAGAACUAAGUUUCAUGUGGAUCUCUGUCGUCUUAUAGAAUAGAUUUGCCUUAGAAUAACAAAAAAGUAUAGGAUUUUUUUUUUCUUUUUAUGGUAUGGGGACUUAAGAUUGGAUCCACGUACUUUUAACUAAAAUCUGGCUGCAACUCAUGAAGAAAAGAUUUAGUUUUCCUUUGUCAGUCAACAAACUUCUUGGUUACAAAUAUUGUACAGUGAUUUCUCUGCCUUUUGUCUAUAUAAUUGAGUUGCAGACAA
Molecule: messenger RNA, 1771 nt
Organism: Musa acuminata subsp. malaccensis (wild Malaysian banana)
Lineage: Eukaryota; Viridiplantae; Streptophyta; Magnoliopsida; Zingiberales; Musaceae
Biological process (GO): signal transduction
Source: RefSeq, a predicted model, not a curated record